UUACAGAUGGAUCCUCUGUUGAACGGGUCAUAUGUACAUUACGGUAUGGGAUUGCCCACGUCGGCGUACGCCACCGGAGCGAUGUCGACGAAAUCAUAUAAUGGUAACACUUCCGAACAUUCGGCUGAUCCUUCAUCGUCGAGUUCACCUGGUGUAGCACCAAAUAUGAAUAUUCUGCUCACGAUUCGACUGCUCAUGCAAGGAAAAGAAGUUGGAAGUAUAAUCGGUAAACGUGGUGAUCAAAUCAAACGGAUUCGAGAAGAAUCUGGUGCAAAAAUCAAUAUAUCAGAUGGUUCAUGUCCAGAACGUAUAGUGACUAUUACUGGAAGUUUAGCGACAAUAAAUAAAGCAUUUGCUAUGAUCUCCAAUAAAUUUGAAGAGGAUAUGCGUGCCCUACCAAACUCAGUUCCAAAACCGCCGAUCACGAUGCGGUUAAUCGUUCCAGCAACACAAUGCGGUUCACUUAUAGGAAAAAGCGGCUCAAAAAUUAAGGAGAUUCGAGAGGCUACUGGAGCAUCUAUCCAAGUUGCAUCUGAGAUGUUGCCACAAUCUACGGAACGUGCUGUUACCGUAUCCGGUACUGCUGACGCAAUAAAUUUGUGUAUAGGACAAGUUUGUCAAAUAUUGCUAGAGGCCCCGCCCAAAGGUGCCACAUUACCGUAUCGGCCGAAACCGACCUUCAAUUCAUUGCUAGUGGCUAGUUCCGCAGCAGCAGCUGCUGCAGCUCAACAACAACAGCUUGCUGCUUUGUUGCAACCGAGUUUUCUGCAACAGGCCCAGCUUGCUCAACUUUUCCCUCCCGAGCUGGCGCGUGGUGUUCCAGCGUCGGCGCAAUAUGGGCCGGCCUCCGCCUUCCUUCCCGCUCCUACCCUCAAUCCCCAAGUCUUUGGCGGCUUGUUUCUGACCGGUGCCGGAGCAUAUCCGACUAAUCAACAAGGUACCGUUGGUAACGGAAUGCCGGAUCCGUCAAAGACGAAUGCGAUAACUGGAUUAUGGAAUGAAGAACGACAGUUGGAGCUGAUCAACCAAUAUGCAGCACUCAACAGCAGUGUGUUGAUGGGAGCACCGCUGCUCAAAGGUGCCAAUUCACCGGCUGGUUCUGCUCACAAGGCAAGUGGAGCACGGUUCACACCCUACUAACAGCAAAGUGUUACGUCGUCAACGUCAUGCGUCGUCUUCCGUGCCGUAUACGCCACACUACCACACUUGCGUCGUUGUGCUGCGCUUCGCUUUUGCGGUGUUGCGCGCACGCACGCUAGCUCGCUCUCACUGCAGUCUGUGUUAUUGAUUUCUAUUCUUUUCGUAAAUGUAUAGUCCAUGUUAUCUGAUAAUAAGUUUUUAUUCCUCU
Molecule: messenger RNA, 1348 nt
Organism: Cylicocyclus nassatus
Lineage: Eukaryota; Metazoa; Nematoda; Chromadorea; Rhabditida; Strongylidae
Source: the annotation of a GenBank genome assembly